Molecule: messenger RNA, 1476 nt
Organism: Aspergillus campestris IBT 28561
Lineage: Eukaryota; Fungi; Ascomycota; Eurotiomycetes; Eurotiales; Aspergillaceae
Gene: cp8
Product: putative carboxypeptidase Y
Exons: 4
Coding region: 1-1476 (491 amino acids)
Biological process (GO): proteolysis
Cellular component (GO): fungal-type vacuole
Molecular function (GO): serine-type carboxypeptidase activity
Source: RefSeq, a predicted model, not a curated record
AUGCGAAACCUCUGGUGCGCCGUACUCUUUGGCGUGGCACGCGCCACCCAGACGGUGUUGCGGCCGGACGCGUUCACGACCGACGACUAUGACCACUUCCAGAGCCCAUAUUCACCCACCCACUCCGUCCAGAUGCGACGACAGAACGAGUCAAUCUGCGAUGCUGGUGCAGCUCAGUAUACAGGCUGGCUGAACAUUGGCCCAAAACAUCUGUUCUUCUGGUACUUUGAGAGCCAGAACGAUCCUGUCAAUGAUCCGCUGACGCUGUGGAUGACCGGAGGACCCGGCGACUCCAGCAUGAUCGGCCUGUUCCAGGAGAUCGGUCCUUGUUUGAUUAACGAGCACGGUAACGGAACCGCUCCAAACCCGUGGGCCUGGUCGCGCAACUCCUCGUUAUUGUUUGUGGACCAGCCCGUGGAUGUCGGCUUCUCGUACAUUGACGAGGGCCAUGACGUUGCAAAGGAUUCCCAGGAGGCUGCGGUCGACAUGCACCGGUUUCUGCAGCUCUUCGUCUCUGAGAUCUUUCCUCAAAAGCGUUCUACACCCGUCCAUCUUUCGGGGGAGUCGUAUGCUGGACAAUACAUCCCCUAUCUCGGGGCACAUAUAGUGAAGCAGAACGAGCUCUAUCCCGCGGAGCCUCAAGUAAACCUUCAGUCUUGUCUGGUGGGCAAUGGAUUAAUGUCCCGGAUGGACACCACGUACGGCUACUGGGACACGCUAUGCACCACCAAUCCCGGUGUCUCGGCACCCAUCUUCAACCAGACGCGAUGCGACCAUAUGGCCGCAAACAUGCCCCGCUGCAUGCAAGUCGCCGAAACCUGCGCCCAGCAUCCAGACACCGCUCUUUGCCAGGCAGCCUACUCCGUUUGCUACGACGGGGUACUGUCAUUGUACGAGGACGAAGUCGGCAAAGGGGGUCGCAACCGGUUCGACAUCACCGCGACAUGCGAGGUAGACGAAUUCUGCUACAUUGAAGCAGCCCACAUCGAGCAGUUUCUCAACUCGCCGACAGUCUGGGACGCUCUAUCUCCCCCAAAAGAAGUCACCUCAUAUACGGUUGAAUCGAGCAACGUAGUCGAAGCGUUUGACACCACCCCGGAGGGCAUGACGUCUUCCUCCGAGCAUGUUGUGUUUCUCCUCUCCCGUGGGAUCCACUUCCUCGCGUACCAGGGGAAUCUUGAUCUUGCCUGCAACACGGCCGGGACUCUCCGGUGGGCUGAUGCACUGCGCUGGAAGGGCCAGCCUGAAUUUGCGUCGAAAUCGCUCCGGCCUUGGACUGCACCAGCGAUUGGGCGCAGUGAGCCGGUCGGGACGACCAAGGAGGUUAAUAUCAAGGUAGGAAAUGACGGGCGGACGGUGCGGUUUGCGUUUGUGACGGUGGAUGGGGCAGGGCAUCUUGUACCCCAGAAUCGUCCGGACGUGGCGUUCGACAUGAUGCUGCGGUGGAUUACGGGAGCUCCAUUUGUUGAAUCCUGA